Caenorhabditis briggsae is the source of this 402-nucleotide messenger RNA. NCBI's taxonomy places the organism in Eukaryota, Metazoa, Nematoda, Chromadorea, Rhabditida, Rhabditidae. The transcript is spliced from 4 exons. The coding region runs from base 1 to 402 and encodes 133 amino acids. The record is from RefSeq and is a predicted model, not a curated record.
AUGACUAUUUUCCAAAAUUUCUCAUUGGUAUUUCUACUUAUUUGGGUUCCAUCAAUAAUCAUUGGAUGUGAUAUAACUGCAUCACUGACCUCCCAAACCUUUCAUGAAAUUUAUGCUCAAUUUACAUUUCACAAUAAUACAAAAAGUCCGAUUUAUCAUUUCGACACAGAUGGACAAACGCAAUUAGUUCAUAUUACUGGAAUGUUUUGUAACAUGAAACCAACUAAACUAGAUGUGUUCCGUACCUCUCCAACUGCUGACACAAAGCCAAGUGGAACUAGUCAAGCAUUUAUUGAAGGAUUUGGUUAUGUCAAUUACAUGCUCCUGAGUGAUGGAGUAUUCAUGGGGAUGAAAGCAGGAAUUGCGUGUGCUGCAGGAGACUGUGGAGCUUCUAAAGGAUGA